AUGUUUAAUUUGUGUUCGAAACUUGAAAUCAAAUGCGUUGAAUAGGUUUUAUUUACACAUUUUCUUAAAUCGAGACACAUUGAAUUUGGAUUUGUUUUUAAGCAAAGUUUUUACAUACAUAUUUCGGUAUAACAAUAAUGUACGUUUAUAAAUGUACAUAGAUAUGUAAAUAUGUAUGCCUAUUUAGACUUCAACGAUGUAAAAAUUACAUACAUACUUCAACAGAUCAUAAAAGCGCUUAAGAAAUAAAUUUAAAUAAAAACCAAGCCUGAAUAUCUGUAUAUAUAUAUAAGUGUGCGUAUGAAAUGUAUAGUACAACUUGGAAAUAAUAAAAUUACCUAAAAAGUAUGGCAUACGAACGGUUUGGUAUAGUUGUUCAAAAUGAACAAUACGGCGAUGAUUUACAAAUCCAACCAGAAGGCAUACAAAAAUUAAAUAUUGAAAACAUAAAUCAUGUUAUUCAGAAUGAAGUACUUAACACUAAUCAACAUGAAAAAAUGCAUUUGAGGCCGUCAGCAGAAAAUGAGUUCAUGACUAAAAUAAAAAAAAACUUAAAUAUUGUUCAUCAAAUGGAUAUCAAUAAUAGUAUUAAAAAUAUGGCUUAUGUCGAGGAAUAUGAUGAAAUAUCCAACACAAUGUUUAAUAAUAGUGACAUAGCAAGCAAUAACAGACUCACAUGCGAAGAUUCUACGACAAGCGAAAUUAAUACCUCGGGAAAAUCAAGAAGGUGGGAACAGAAGCUGGUUCAAAUUAAAACAAUGGAGGGAGAGUUUAGUGUAACAAUGUGGGCUUCGGGUAUAUCCGACGAUGAUGAAUACUCAGGAUCAGACCAAAACAUUGCUGAAACAGAAAUGUUAACAAAAGGAAAGGACAACAAAGAUGAGGAGUCCUUCUUACACCAAGGGGUGUUCUUGCGUGAAGCACAAGAAAUUCAUCCACAGAUGAUUGCAGAUGUUAAAAUUCUGACUGCAAAGAAUAUACUCAAUACUUCUCCAAGCUUGGUGGAAAGCACAGUCUUACAGGGUACUGAUUCCUCCUCCUCGAGCAAUCUUCAGUUAAUUAAUGAAACCGCCGCAUUAACAAUUAAUAAUAAUCAAAGAAUUUUAAAAAGUGAUAAUAACUGUCAGCCAAUUUCAACAUCGACUUUACCUAGUACUUCGGUGCCAAUUCUUGGUGUUAGUUUACAAGGAAGGCUACAGCCUAAUAGCUUAUCUACAUACAACGACAGCCUAGGAACACCUUCUGGAUCUGAUCUUAGUUUCAAUUAUUCCGAUGGGAGCAUAGCAACAUAUCAAAAUGAUAAAAAGAUUGCCUGUCCACAUAAAGGCUGCCAUAAAAAUUUCAGAGAUUCAUCGGCAAUGCGCAAGCAUUUGCACACACACGGUCCCCGUGUGCAUGUUUGUGCAGAGUGCGGAAAAGCCUUUGUGGAAAGCUCAAAACUAAAACGUCAUCAAUUGGUUCACACAGGAGAAAAGCCUUUUCAAUGCACUUUCGAGGGAUGCGGAAAACGUUUUUCCCUUGAUUUUAACUUAAGAACCCAUGUAAGAAUUCAUACUGGCGACAGACCUUUCGUUUGUCCCUUUGAUGCCUGCAAUAAAAAGUUCGCUCAAUCCACAAAUUUAAAAUCUCACAUAUUAACUCAUGCUAAAGCUAAGAGGAAUACUAUCAGCGUAACGCAUAAAAGCAGCAGUGAAGAGAACCCUACAAAUUACAUUAAGUCAGAAGUACUAGAUAGUAUAUCAUUAUCGAAAAAUAAUGUACCAUUUGUAGUUUAUGCAGACUGAAAUGUGUAUUGUAUACCACUCCUUUUCCAGUUUUUGAAAUAUUUUAUUUAAAGGUAUGAUUGACAUUUUAAGUAAAACAGCAGGAAAUCAUCAGGAUAGGUUUAUAUAUAUAUAAAACUGGAAAAUGGGAGCUUGGUACAUUAUUUGGAAAUUAAAAAUAAAUUAAUUAUGUAAUGUAUAAUAAUUACUUUGUAUUAAAAUUGUACACCUUUAAAGAAGAAAGAACAUCGAUUCUUUGUUGGGAUAAUUUUUUUAAAGUUAAAAAAAUAUUUGUAAUUUAUAUCCUUUUUGUGGAUAUAAUAAUUUGUAUUAUUUUGGGCGCCAUAACUGUCAGUUCGUUUUUACGAAAACUAUCAAUACAUGAAUAUUAAAGUGUGUAAAUGAACACCAUGUGGACGAUGAAUUCGGCCUUAGUACUGGAAAUAUUUUCUGAUUUUUUGAGUAAAAACAAUUGCAUUUUAAAAAUAACACUUAAACUUAAGUAUUUUCUAGACUAACGUGUAUAUUUAUCUAAACAUUUUUUUGCGAAUAAAAAUGCAGAUUAUAAUUUUAAAAGCGUA
Messenger RNA from Drosophila kikkawai, 2344 nucleotides. RefSeq names its product pleiohomeotic (gene pho). NCBI's taxonomy places the organism in Eukaryota, Metazoa, Arthropoda, Insecta, Diptera, Drosophilidae. The record is from RefSeq and is a predicted model, not a curated record. Gene Ontology annotation, molecular function: RNA polymerase II cis-regulatory region sequence-specific DNA binding; DNA-binding transcription factor activity, RNA polymerase II-specific. Gene Ontology annotation, cellular component: chromatin; PcG protein complex; transcription regulator complex. Gene Ontology annotation, biological process: regulation of transcription by RNA polymerase II.